Molecule: messenger RNA, 2902 nt
Organism: Cheilinus undulatus (humphead wrasse)
Lineage: Eukaryota; Metazoa; Chordata; Actinopteri; Labriformes; Labridae
Gene: pim1
Product: Pim-1 proto-oncogene, serine/threonine kinase
Exons: 6
Coding region: 357-1355 (332 amino acids)
Biological process (GO): protein autophosphorylation; negative regulation of apoptotic process
Cellular component (GO): cytoplasm
Molecular function (GO): ATP binding; protein serine/threonine kinase activity
Source: RefSeq, a predicted model, not a curated record
AGCUCUGUGUUUCCAAGAGCCGGUGUCUGACGGAGGUUUUGGUCCGUACGCCGUCUAAUCUGUUUAUAUCGUGAAUCCUACUCAACUGUUUACAAAACAUUGCGUGUAGAAGACGCGUGAGUUUUUAAUGCGAGCGCAGAUAUCCCUCCGCCGGGACGAAGUUUGGGGUUUUAUUCUCCUGGAACAGAAGUCUCUGGAUGAAAGGAUCCCUACCGACCAGCUGAAUUUUUAUUCCUCCAACGUGGACUUAACAGGAGACUGGAGAGUCCUGCUAUCGGAAUAAAAUCCUUCUUUUAAGCCAAAAAGACGACGAAGAAGAUAAACGCCUUUAACCUGUGGUGGAUAUUCUUUAAGGAAUGCUGCUGUCCAAGCUGAAUUCUCUGGCCCACAUCUCCGCUGUAGACAUGCCGGCGAAAAUCCAGCUCCAAGUUCAUCAAGUGAAAGAGAGGGAGCCUUUCGAGAAGCUGUAUACGGUCGGAGGGGUGCUGGGCAGCGGAGGCUUUGGCACCGUGUACUCCGGGACGAGGAUAUCCGACGGAGCGCCGGUUGCUGUCAAGCAUGUGUCCAAGGACAGAAUCUCCGAGUGGGGAGAGCUGCCCAAUGGCUCCAGAGUUCCCAUGGAGAUUGUGCUCCUGAAGAAGGUCGGCACAGGCUUCCGCGGUGUGAUCAAAAUGCUCGACUGGUUCGAGCGGCCGGACAGCUUCAUUAUCGUGAUGGAGAGGCCAGAAAACGUUAAAGACCUCUUCGACUUCAUCACGGAGAAAGGUGCCUUACCGGAGGAGCUCGCUCGGAGCUUUUUCCGCCAGGUCCUGGAGGCGGUGAGGCACUGCCAUAACUGUGGGGUGAUUCACCGGGACAUCAAGGAUGAAAACAUCCUCAUAGACCUCCGCACAGGGGAGAUGAAGCUCAUUGACUUUGGAUCAGGAGCUCUACUGAAGGACACCAUUUACACAGACUUUGAUGGCACAAGAGUGUACAGCCCACCAGAGUGGAUCAAAUAUCAUCGGUAUAAUGGUCGCUCUGCCACAGUUUGGUCCCUGGGUGUUUUGCUGUAUGACAUGGUGUGUGGCGACAUCCCUUUUGAGCAAGAUGAGGAGAUCUUAAGAGGUCAGGUCCUCUUUCGGAGAAGAAUCUCAGCAGAAUGCCAGCAGCUGAUCAAGUGGUGUCUGUCUCUGCGGCCGUCCGACCGGCCGUCCUUCGAGGACAUCAUCAACCACUCGUGGAUGCAGAACACAACCUCUUCUGUCGUCCCAUCCACGGUCCAGACAGAGAAGUCAGCCACAGAGAUCAGACUUCACAGCAUUGGCCACGAGCCCACAGCCUUCACACCCACCCCUGUCGCCGUGGCCCGGUGAUGGAAGCAAAAACAGCUCGCUCUGGGCUGAUCUGGUCCGAACUGGCCUGCACUGAGACUAUUACAAAAGGACUUAUGUAACAGACUUGAAGCAGAAAGGAGGGAGGGCUGGCCUGCAGUCCUGUUGCAGAAAAAAGAGGAAGGUGGAAAGGACUGAAGCCAACAAAAUCAUCACAACCUGGUUUCGCUCUGAAAGGCCGGACCCUCUCCGCCCUCACCACCCCAACUACUUGAUUUUCCCAAUGUGGCGUCAGGUCAGACUCUGAUCUAGAUGCUGGGUGUUUAUCAGUCUGUAAGAGGGAAUGGCUCUGUAUGCAUGGACACCUGCGUCAAGUAAACACAGUACAUGUGCUGUCUAUUCUUUUGAAUGGAAAGCGGACACUGAGUUAUGUAACCUCUCACUACACUGUACUCAGCUCUCCCUCUGUUUUCAUUUUGAGGGAAGAGCAGAGGCGUUAGUGAGGAGGAUUUUCAAAAUAAGUGCCUUCUGUGAGAUUGUUGGGGGAACCUGAAAUACUUGAAUAUGUCAAAGCAAAAAGGCUGUACUGCUCUACCGCCUUUUUUAGCUCCUUACUCUGUACACGGCUUUAUAUUUUUCAUUUCUGUUUUCCUCUCAUGGGCCUAGAUCAGUAAAGCCUAUGCCAUAUUACAACCACUACUAUCACUACUUCUACUACUCCAAUGUCAUUAGCAACCAGACAACCUCAUAGCUCUGGCAGCGACUUGUGCAAACAGAUCAUAAACACUGGACUUACCUCACUCUUUACUACAGCAUCCACCUCUACUUACGCUACAACCUCCGCUUCCUCCUCCUCUGUAAACUUGUGUACUGUAUACAAACACAAGGCUUCGGCAACCGCUGUUUCACAUCUACAUGAAUGCACACCACAAUGCAAACCUAACCAUACCGAAAUACAACAUCCUCUGCUCUUCACCUCCUUUUUUUUUCUCUUUGUGUUCAAACAGUGCCUCACAUAGGUCUUAAAAUUUGAUGGAGACAAGAAUUGUAAAUAAUGAUGAUAAUAUUUAUUAUUGCUGUGACUUCUUCCUCACACUUAAUGAGCGCAGAUUUUAUUUAUUUAUUUAUGAGAGAAUUUCGGCUGUACUUAAUGUAUUUCAUUCCACAGUCACUGAAGGGCCCACAGAUUAUUUAAAAAGGCAAACAAAGACUUAGGUGAAUUUUUUGACCAUAUUUAUUAUGGCUUGAAAUUUUAAACAAGAGCAGAUGCGUGUAUGUAUGUUUGUGUAUGUAUUGUAAAUAUCGUGUAAAUAGUCCUGAAAGCACUUCCAUGUUAAUGUAUGUAAACAUUGAGCGUCUACUGAUGGUAACUGGUUUUGUUACGCUGUUUUCUGCUGUGGGAGAAAGUGGAUUCUGAAUGUUGUGAGUGUAUGAAUGUAUUUGUGCAUGAGUGAGAUGUGAGAUUGAGAAAACUUCUGGUUUCAUGACCGCAGCUUGGAUUGUUGUUUUUCAUCCAUUCAAACUAGAAUUGUAAAUUAUGUUAGAAAUUAUUUUUAUACAAUUUCAAUAAAUAUUUUUUUAACUAUGAA